Molecule: messenger RNA, 1769 nt
Organism: Fundulus heteroclitus (mummichog)
Lineage: Eukaryota; Metazoa; Chordata; Actinopteri; Cyprinodontiformes; Fundulidae
Product: ras-related protein Rab-26
Exons: 10
Coding region: 144-893 (249 amino acids)
Cellular component (GO): Golgi apparatus; endosome
Molecular function (GO): GTP binding; GTPase activity
Source: RefSeq, a predicted model, not a curated record
GCUGCAGCAGCGGGACAACAGCCGCCCCUUCUCACAGCCGGAGCUCUGACGUUUGUUUGUUUUUUUACGCACAGCCAUGAUCCUGACGCACAGGUGAACUUCUUUCCUCAACAGCGCAGCAGCAACAACUCAACGUGGGAGCCAUGUCCAGGAAGAAGGCAGCGAAGGGAAAAGGGAGCUCCAAGAGCCCAAAGGCGUCUCCGAGCGGGGGGCGGACGGCGAAGGGUCUGGCCGCCGGCGCUCCGUCCUCGGCGCUGGUCUACCCGAGUAGACCCUCCAUCAGCAACAGCGGCGAGUUCUACGACAUCGCUUUCAAGGUGAUGCUGGUGGGGGACUCGGGUGUGGGAAAGACCUGCCUGCUGGUUCGAUUUAAGGACGGAGCCUUUUUAGCCGGGAGUUUCAUCUCCACUGUCGGCAUCGAUUUCAGGAAUAAAGUCAUGAGCAUCGACAGCGUCAAGGUCAAACUGCAGAUUUGGGACACCGCUGGUCAGGAGCGUUUCCGCAGCGUCACACAUGCCUAUUACCGGGAUGCCAACGCUCUGCUGCUGCUUUAUGAUGUCACCAACAGAGCAUCCUUUGACAACAUCCGGGCAUGGCUGACAGAAAUUCACGAGUACGCCCAGCAAGACGUGGUCGUCAUGCUGCUGGGCAACAAGGCUGACUCCCCACAUGACAGGGUGGUGAAGCGAGAGGAAGGCGAGAAACUGGCAAAGGAGUUUGGAGUACCCUUCAUGGAGACGAGUGCUAAAUCAGGACUGAAUGUGGAGUUGGCCUUCACUGCUGUGGCCAAAGAACUGAAGCACCGGACCAUGAAGGAACCCGAUGAGCCGAAGUUUCAGCUACAGCAGUACGUGGACAAAGAAAUGAGGGUUGCUGGCUGCUGCCGGUCCUAGACAAUGUCCCAUGUGUCUAUCAUGGUUGUACUGUAGGCAGUCAAAGGAAACAGGGACAUUAUUUUCAUUAUUAUUAUUAUUAUUAACUACACAAUAAGCUAGAGUACAUGUGUGUCUGGGAACGACCCCGAAACUCACUCACUGUCUCGGUGAUUAAAAGGCCAACCUGCUCUCCCAUAACCAACCCAUCUGCUGCAACUGUGAAUGUAAAAUAAUUCCUGUCCACAUGCAUGUCCACACACACGUUUCAGCUCAGUUCACUGCCUGCAGGAUCUAUGUUGGCGAGUUUCUCAUAUGUGAUGUAAAUAUUUAAAAAAUAAUUUAGAUUUUGUCUGUUCGGCGCUUAGUGGUUUGUUAAAGCAUUAGAACAGAACUGGGUGUCAAAGAUGUUGUACAGUUUAUCAAAUCAACCUCAAGAAAGCAACAAAAAGAAUUAACCCUAUCAAACUCAUUUGUACCCUGAACUGAUGCAGCUAAAGUAAGUUUCUAAAGCCACUGUGUCUACUUGUACAGUAUAUAAGCUGUUUUAUUGAUGUCUGUGAAACUCAAUCGGAGUGUUCGUCCCUAUGUAUGCUCUACAUUUCAGAUAUGUGAUAAGAUUUUGGCACUAAACUGCAUUCAAUUUCUCAGUAAUUUUCACACAAAAUGAAAUGUAAAUAACCACAUCAUCAGCAAAAGACUGUACUCUGCACUUUAUCACAUAGACACAGAGGGGGUGUUUUUACUUAGAUGAUGUCCAACUUAUUUAUGAUGAUUAAAAAUGCUAUCAAUGUUUUUUUUAUGAUUAUAAAAUGUUUCAUUGCAAAGUACAUACAAUUGGUAUUCGAUGUAAAGGUUCACUCUAAUAAAACGGUCUCAUUUAAAGCCCUUUCAUUA